Molecule: messenger RNA, 2847 nt
Organism: Clarias gariepinus (North African catfish)
Lineage: Eukaryota; Metazoa; Chordata; Actinopteri; Siluriformes; Clariidae
Gene: rabggta
Product: Rab geranylgeranyltransferase subunit alpha
Exons: 17
Coding region: 181-1920 (579 amino acids)
Biological process (GO): protein geranylgeranylation
Cellular component (GO): cytoplasm; Rab-protein geranylgeranyltransferase complex
Molecular function (GO): protein binding; Rab geranylgeranyltransferase activity; zinc ion binding
Source: RefSeq, a predicted model, not a curated record
UUGUAGUCUCCCGGCCUGCGACGUCAGUGACCAUCACUCUGAGAGCGAACAGCAGUACAGAGACAUUAAACAAGAACAAUAACAACACAAAUAAAGAGCUGAAGAGUUUAUUUCUGUGCUCCGAGUUAGAGUUUAGGUCCGGUCUCAGCUCCACUCUCAAUUUGAAACUCGCGUUGAGCCAUGCACGGUCGAGUAAAGGUCAAGUCCACCGCUCAGCAGGAAGAGGAGAAGAGGAAAGAGCGAGAGAAGAAGCUGAAGGUGUACAUAACAGUUCGAGAUGCUAUCUUCAAGAAGAGGAGCGAUAGCGAGCUGGACGAAGAGGCUCUCCAGCUCACACAGCAGCUCCUUGCUUCUAACCCGGACUUCGCCACGCUGUGGAACUACAGGAGAGAGAUCCUGCAGCACCUGGAGACUGUCAAAGAGGAGGAGGAAAUGCAGAAGCUGUACGAAGCCGAGCUGCUGUUUAUAGAGUCAUGCCUGAAGGUGAACCCCAAGUCUUACGGGAGCUGGCAUCACCGCGGCUGGGUGUCAUCCCGCCUCCCGAAACCCGACUGGCAACGGGAGCUCGGCCUGUGCGACCGCUGCCUUAGCCUGGACGACCGCAACUUUCACUGUUGGGAUUACCGCCGCUUAGUGGUAAAACACUCCGGAGUUUCCGUGGAACAGGAGCUCCGGUUUACGGACCGUCUGAUCGGCUCAAACUUUUCCAACUACUCAAGUUGGCACUACCGGAGCACGCUGCUGCCCCUGCUGCACCCGCAGCCUGCGCCUGAGCCGGGGUCGGCCUGCCAAAAGCACACUCGCGCUCACACACCGGCCACGGCCUCACACAGAGUAUGUGAGGAGCAGCUGCUUAAGGAAUAUGAACUGGUGCAAAAUGCCGUCUUCACGGACCCAAACGACCAGAGCGCCUGGUUCUACUACCGCUGGCUUUUGGGGAGAGCCGAACGCGAGGAGCUGAUCAGCUGUGUGUACGUGAGCCGAGAGGGAGAGCGAGUCGCUGUGGCGUUCUCCAAACCCGUUAACGUUGUGAGUUUGUUGUUGGUGUUGGACGGUCAGCCUCAGCAGGUCGAGUGGAGGAGCGUCCAUCCUCGAUUUCGCCACAGCCCCGUCUGGUUGUGCGAGCUUGCCCCCGGCUCCAUCAGCGACAUCAACAAUGAACACAACCUGACGGUGCACUGGAUGGAGAAACACACACACAGAGACUGCGCUCUCUACACAGGUCGGACGGAAAGUUGGUGCAGGGAAUCCGCCACGGAUCAGGAGCUCUUCAGAAGUGAGCUGUCCGUAGAGAGGACGUCAGUUCUCCAGUCUGAGCUUCAGUCCUGUACUCAGCUCCUGGAACUUGAGCCUCAGAACAAAUGGUGCCUGUUGACGAUAAUUCUCCUGAUGAGAGCUCUGGAUCCUUUAGGGCACGAGAAAGAGACGCUCGUUCACUUCCAGACGCUAAAGGAAGUCGACCCCAUGCGCAGCACCUACUACAGCGACCUCUGCAGUAAGUUCAUGAUCGAGAACACAAUUCUGAAAAUGGAGUAUGCCGAAGUGCGGGUCGUCAGUCUGUCGGAUAAGAACCUGAGCACGCUUUGCCACCUGGACCAGCUCCUACUGGUCACGCACAUCAACCUGUGCUCCAAUCAGCUCGUGAAGCUGCCACCGCAGUUCGCCAUGUUGCACUGCCUCGAGGUUCUGGAGGUGGACAAUAACGCUAUAGAGAAUCUGGAAGGUUUGUACCAUCUGCCCAAUCUGGAAGAGGUGUCUUUGAAAAACAAUAAAAUCUCAAAAGUCUCGGACUUGUUGCCGCUGGCAACGUGCCGGAAGCUCACCAGGUUGGAUCUCCGUGGCAACCCGGUCACCAAAACCGCCAAUAUCCAUGUGGAGCUGGCCAAGCUGCUACCAUCGAUUACUGAUCUUUUAAUCUGAUUAGCUUCCAAUAAUAGGAAGCGUGUGCAUCUGAGUAAGCGUGUAAGGAUGUUUCGUGCGUCUCCUUGCCUAUUUAUUUUUCCACGGAGCCUCUUCUGAAGUGAACACUCGUUAUAGUACUGUAAAAAUCGCACUGGCCUCUAAAAACCUUCAGAUUAUUCGGUUGCGUGUGUGUAAACAUUAAAUUAUACCGCGGCGUUGUUCGGUUCCUAACUCUGGUCAGAAAGUAUUUUCAGAAUCAUUUUCAUUAACAGCAGGUUUAUAUUCAUAUACGUAAUAGUUUCUACGGUAACAGCAGAUGUACUGAAGAGCAGGCGCUCCUUAUUAACUGGUUAAAACGCGUGUCAUCACAAACAUCGUAAAAGUUUCUGUCAGGAGUCUUCAGCUUCUGCGCUUUAUAACUGUUUCAUCUUAUUAAUUUUAUUAACGAGAUAAACAAAUAGACUCUGUUGAAUGAAUGAGUGAAUGUUGGUACUAAACCGAUCAGAUGUUUCACAAUGUAACAUUAAAUGAAUAAAAAGUGUGAGAAGGGGAAUAGGUGUACAGUAAUGUUAUAGGAAAAUAAUCAACUAUUCAGGUGGUAAUAAAUCUAAUUCACAUGAGGCUGCCUGAUUAUUUUUCUGUAAAGAGAUUCCACCAAGUGCUGUCUGUUCCUUGUGUUUUAGAUCCUGCAUGCUGAGGUGAGUGAGCGUGUGUAUAAGUGCGUGCGCGUGUUCAGUGACAUUCCUCGACAUAUCUGUGUUUGAAAAAUAAAGAGAGGUGUUUUCCCUCUAAUCAAGGUAAUGUUCACAAUAGAGUUUGACUGAGUUACUCGCCUGAGCCACGAGAAUACUGUACAAAAAUACAUGAACCACUUAAGUACUGUGUGAUUUUGUGUGCAUGCACGCCCUUAAUUGUACAUGAAAAAUCCACAAAUAAAGUUUCUCU